AUCCCUUAAUUCCAAAGCAUUUCUUCUGUCUCUCCUUAUUCAUAUUUUGUUGACAUCACAUUUAACACACACAAAGAAGAGUCUCUAUUUCUCUCUAUCAGAAGCGCGAUCUCGAUCUAGAGCUUCUUCUUGUUUAAUUUGCAAAAAUGCCGCUCAGACUUGAAAUUAAGAGGAAACUUGCUCAAAGAUCAGAGAGAGUAAAAUCUGUAGAUCUCCAUCCUACUGAACCAUGGAUCCUAGCAAGUUUGUAUUCUGGAACUGUGUGUAUCUGGAACUACCAGUCACAGACCAUGGCUAAGUCAUUUGAGGUCACUGAGUUGCCAGUCAGGUCGGCCAAAUUUAUUGCACGCAAACAAUGGGUUGUUGCUGGAGCUGAUGACAUGUUUGUUCGUGUAUACAAUUACAACACCAUGGAUAAGGUCAAAGUAUUUGAGGCACAUACUGAUUACAUUAGAUGUGUGGCUGUCCAUCCUACUCUUCCAUAUGUGUUGUCAUCAUCUGAUGAUAUGCUCAUAAAACUUUGGGACUGGGAGAAGGGUUGGGUGUGUACUCAGAUAUUCGAGGGACAUUCCCAUUAUGUCAUGCAAGUAACUUUUAAUCCCAAAGAUACGAACACUUUUGCCAGUGCAUCUCUUGACCGUACCGUAAAGAUUUGGAACCUUGGAUCCCCAGACCCAAAUUUUACUUUGGAUGCCCAUCAGAAAGGUGUAAAUUGUGUUGAUUACUUUACAGGUGGGGAUAAGCCCUACCUGAUCACUGGGUCUGAUGAUCACACUGCUAAGGUAUGGGACUACCAAACCAAGAGUUGUGUUCAGACAUUGGAAGGCCAUACACACAAUGUUUCUGCAGUUUGUUUCCAUCCUGAGCUUCCAAUUAUUAUUACUGGUUCUGAGGAUGGGACGGUUCGCAUAUGGCAUGCUACCACAUAUAGGCUUGAAAAUACAUUGAAUUAUGGUCUUGAGAGAGUUUGGGCAGUUGGAUAUAUAAAAGGUUCCCGAAGGAUUGUGAUUGGGUAUGAUGAAGGAACUAUUAUGGUGAAAAUUGGUCGUGAAGUUCCUGUAGCAAGUAUGGACAACAGUGGGAAAAUCAUAUGGGCUAAGCACAAUGAAAUUCAAACUGUGAAUAUUAAGAGUGUAGGAGCAGAUUUUGAGUUUACCGAUGGAGAAAGAUUGCCCUUGGCUGUCAAGGAAUUAGGGACAUGUGAUCUAUAUCCUCAAAGCUUAAAGCAUAACCCAAAUGGUAGGUUUGUUGUUGUCUGUGGAGAUGGUGAGUACAUUAUAUAUACAGCGUUAGCAUGGAGAAAUAGGUCCUUUGGUUCAGCAUUGGAAUUCGUUUGGUCAUCUGAUGGAGAGUAUGCUGUCAGAGAAAGCUCAUCAAAGAUCAAGAUUUUCAGCAAAAAUUUCCAGGUUUGCACUAUUUCGCCAUUUGGAUGCUACCUUGCUCGUCUCAAAACCAUCCUUUAA
This is a messenger RNA of Hibiscus syriacus, 1463 nucleotides long. Its product is annotated as coatomer subunit beta'-2-like. Lineage: Eukaryota; Viridiplantae; Streptophyta; Magnoliopsida; Malvales; Malvaceae. Bases 147 to 1463 code for a protein of 438 amino acids. Gene Ontology annotation, cellular component: COPI vesicle coat. The transcript is spliced from 13 exons. Gene Ontology annotation, biological process: intracellular protein transport; intra-Golgi vesicle-mediated transport; endoplasmic reticulum to Golgi vesicle-mediated transport. The record is from RefSeq and is a predicted model, not a curated record. Gene Ontology annotation, molecular function: structural molecule activity; protein binding.